Molecule: messenger RNA, 2111 nt
Organism: Schistosoma mattheei
Lineage: Eukaryota; Metazoa; Platyhelminthes; Trematoda; Strigeidida; Schistosomatidae
Source: the annotation of a GenBank genome assembly
CGUGCACAGUGUUGUUUGAAGUAUCGCAUUGACGCUAAGAUAUCUUACUUUAAAAACGAAGUUUGAUUUUGCCAAGUUACUCUGGAGGAAACCAUUUUGUUACAGAAAUUGUCGAAGUGUUUUGGACUUUUCUGUCAUAUCCUUGGAUGAAUCGUUGUGUGACGACGUCAUGAAACAUUUCAAACAGUGAACUGAGAGAUAACAUUUGUAUCUUUUGUUCUUUGUAAGAUCAAUAACUUUAUGAACUGCGACCCGUAGUCUUAUGAACACAAAAAUAACUUCAGAUAGAAUUCGAAAUCCGUUAUUCGUUAGUCACUGAGUGAAACGCACUGCCAGCACUAGUGAUAUUAACUCAUUUAGUGACUGGCUACACGGAAGUAUCAUGCUUUUAUGUUAAACUAUCUAAAAAAUAAAGCUUACUGUGUCUCUGUAAUUAAAAACAAAGGUUGUGGAGAGAUUCUUAACCUCUAAGUCGAAGAGUUCGUAAUUACAACAAUGCUGACUGGAUCUUACGCUGGUCAGACGUGCAAAAAUAAGCGCGAUGGCAUGGGAACAUAUCUCUAUAAAAAUGGAUACUACAAGUAUGAAGGUGAAUGGAUUAAUGGUAAAAGAUGUGGGACUGGAAGAUUUUCUAUGAAGGAUGGAAGUAUUUAUGAAGGCAGCUUUAUUGAUGGGGAGAUGUGUGGAAAUGGACGAAGAUUUUAUGCACUAUCAAAAAACGAAUAUAUCGGUCACUUUUUGUUCGGGGAACGUCAUGGGUAUGGUCUAAUGAAGUAUGGAGAUGGAUCCACGUACGAAGGAGAUUGGUAUCAUAAUUUGCAACAAGGUCAUGGAAAGUAUGUCGAUGUAGACAAGAAUAAAUAUGUCGGUGAGUUUUUUCAAAAUAAAAAAAAUGGACCAGGAUGUCUGCAUUCACACAAACUUUCUUACAUAGGAUAUUGGAAAAAUAAUAUUUAUGAUGGUAAUGGUAUCCUAAAGAUGAUAAACGGAAUGACAUAUGAAGGGGAAUUCAAAAAUGGUAAACCAAAUGGACAGGGUAAACUAACACGCAAAGCAAAUCUGUUACCUGAUUAUGAAGGUUUAUGGGAAGAUGGUCUACCCUGUCAAGUAGCAAAUCAUAUGAAGUUGUCAAUUGAAUUGGAAAAAGAGAAUUUAGGGUCAAAUUCAUCCUGUUUAGCUGAAUAUCGAAAUUCUCCAAUCAAAGAGAAAAGUUAUCAGUUUGCUUCAUCUUCAAAGAUGGAAAUUGUAUCAAAUGAAUUGGAGAUGAAAGUUAAUAUUGAUAUUUGCAUAUACAAUAAUACUCGAAGGAUUUUAAUUGAAGAAAGUCAUCGACAACUUGCUUUAUGGAUAGGAAAAGUUUGUAAAGAUGAUAUGCAAAGGAAAUUUUCUGUUGAUCUUCAAAUUUCAGUGGAAACGCCACUCUUGUUAUUACUAAAGGAAAAAGGGAUUUAUACAAUGGAGACACCUUUCGGUUCAUACAUCUAUCCAGUUGGUUCAGUAAAGUUAAUUUCCAAUAAAACAGGAAUAGAUGAACAAAAUUCACCAGUUCAUUCAAUUGAUGAUAACAUCGAUCAUAUUAUAACUAAUUUUGAUUUAAACGAAGAAGAUAAAAGGAAUGUAAAUAAUCAACCGAGUAAUAGUAUUAUAGACAAUGAAAAUCAACAAUUACUGAAUGAAGUAUUUGUAUACAAACAAUCUACUAAACGUGGUUUCAUUUCUUAUUCUAUAAUAAAAUCUCUCAUCAAUAAUCAAAAUAUAAAUGAAACAAUCCAUAUAGAAGAAGAUGUUAAGACAAUAUCAAUGAUAGAUGAUCAUGAAUAUUGUAUUGAUUUAUCAAAGAUUGAAAAAUCAGUACAUUUAUUUGAAGAAUUUACAAAUUCACCAUGCCUUAAUCAACUACAAUUUGGUGAACAAUUUAUUCUAGUCGUUGAAGAUAUAACACCACGGAAUGAAGAGGAGAAUGAAGAAUUUCACGUGGAUACGAUUCCAGAUUAUAUUUUGAGAACACCAGAACGUCUUUCGCCGUUAUUUAUCAAGUUAUGUUACAUUUCAAGGGAAUAAUAUAUUAAAUGAUUUUAAAAUUUAGGAAAACGUAUAAAAUUCUAUUACAA